Paramacrobiotus metropolitanus is the source of this 1562-nucleotide messenger RNA. RefSeq names its product developmentally-regulated GTP-binding protein 1. The transcript has 8 exons. Bases 194 to 1294 code for a protein of 366 amino acids. The record is from RefSeq and is a predicted model, not a curated record. Lineage: Eukaryota; Metazoa; Tardigrada; Eutardigrada; Parachela; Macrobiotidae. Gene Ontology annotation, cellular component: cytoplasm. Gene Ontology annotation, molecular function: GTP binding; GTPase activity. Gene Ontology annotation, biological process: cytoplasmic translation.
ACGACUCACGUCGUCCAAUUCCGCUGUUAAAAUUAAUUUGUUUCUUACUUUUUUGAGUUUUUUGAAUAAUUUUGAUUUAAAAAUUUCUGGAUCUGCCCCAUUGUGUAUCUCAGUUGUUUUUGGCCUGUACGCUUCCUCUGGUUCGAGGAACUUUAUUUGAGGAGGAAAAGAAGCACCAGAGAAACCAGCAAAAAUGAGCGUACUGCAGAAGAUCGCCGAAAUCGAGGCCGAGAUGAAUCGGACGCAGAAGAACAAGGCGACGAGCUACCACUUGGGUCUGCUGAAGGCCCGCCUGGCCAAGCUGCGCCGCGAACUCAUCACGCCCAAGGGCGGCGGCGGGGUAGCCGGGGAGGGCUUCGACGUGGCCAAGACCGGAGACGCGCGUAUUGGAUUUGUCGGCUUCCCCUCCGUCGGCAAGUCGACCCUCCUGACCAACCUGGCCGGCGUCUACUCCGAGGUGGCCGCCUACGAGUUCACCACGCUCACCACCGUGCCCGGCGUCAUCAAGUACAAGGGCGCCAAAAUCCAGCUGCUGGACUUGCCCGGCAUCAUCGAGGGGGCCAAGGACGGAAAGGGCCGUGGCCGACAAGUGAUUGCCGUUGCACGGACGUGCAGCCUGAUCUUCAUCGUCCUGGACGUCCUCAAGCCCCUGCAGCAUAAAAAUCUCCUCGAAUACGAACUGGAAGGCUUCGGUAUCCGCCUCAAUAAGACGCCGCCCAACAUUGGCUUCCGGAAAAAAGAUAAAGGCGGCGUCAACCUCAACGUGCUAGUGGCGCAGAGCGAGCUGGACCUGGAGACGGUGCGGGCCAUCCUGGCCGAGUACAAGAUCCACAACGCCGACGUGACGCUGCGCUACGACGCCAGCGCCGAGGACCUCAUCGACGUCAUCGAGGGCAACCGCAUCUACAUGCCCUGCAUCUACAUCCUCAACAAGAUCGACCAGAUCUCCAUCGAGGAGCUCGACAUCAUCUACAAGAUCCCGCACUGCGUCCCCAUCUCCGCCCACCACAAGUGGAACUUUGACGACCUACUGGAGAAGCUGUGGGAGUAUUUGAAGCUGGUGCGCAUCUACACGAAGCCGCGCGGCCAACUGCCGGACUACGACUCACCGGUGAUCCUGACGCAGGAGCGCUGCGCCGUGGAGGACUUCUGCAUGAAGAUCCACAAGACGCUGAUCAAGGACUUCAAGAUCGCCCUGGUCUGGGGCUCCUCCGUCAAGCACCAGCCGCAGCGCGUCGGCAAGGACCACCAGCUCAACGACGAGGACGUGGUGCAGAUCAUCAAGAGGGUGUAGACGACAUCCACUACCGUAACUCGUUGCGCUGUGACGGCAGCGCCGCGGAUCUGCCGCUGGGCCAUGUGAUGAUAGCAUUCAGUUUCAGACGUAUUUUGCACGCGUUGUUGAACUGUCCUGAAAGUUUUUUACUCGGCGUUUUCUUGCUUGAUAUCAACUUGUGGAAAGUGGCGACGUUUCCACUCAUUGAACCCGGAAAACAAUGAGAUCUUACGUUUUGCUGAAGUUAUCGUACGAUCGGAUAGCGAGAUCUUUCUGAUUAAUUUAU